UAAGGACUUGGUUGAAUCAAUCAUAGAGCAGUACUCGCCUCGUUAUUUGGAAAUUGCACAUGUUCAGUACUAUGAUGAUUUCAUUAAAAUCUACCCUGAAGUAACAUCUGACCAAGAAUUGAUGUUGAUGUUUGAGAUACACUCUAAGACAAAGGGUGUGCACAUGUUUGUUGCAUAUUGUGAUCCAUCGGAACCAUAUGAGCCUAUAACGGAGUGGCAUAGUGAUGCGCAUAGCCAACCUAACAACAUAGAACAAGAUGAUGAUGAUUAUCUUCGCAACCCAGUACCUGAGAAGGAGCAUGUUGGUGUUGAUGAGGAAAAUAUUUAUUUCGAGGAUGAACCUGUACCACUUAUCAUGGUUCCUUGUUCCAAUAAAGAAAAGGACAAAGACUAUGUUCCUGAUCAUGAGAGCGAGGCUGAGAGCAAGGUUGAGAGCGAGGAUGGGAGCGAGGAUGAGAGCAUGUCAGAGGUUGAAGUAGAGGAAGAUGAGGAAUAUCACGAGGCAGAUCAUGCACCACACAUUGAAUAUAAUAAAUUAGAUCCUCCAAUGAACGAAGGAAGAAAAUAUCCCAAUAUGGCAGAGUUUAAAUUGGCGCUUUCUCAACAUGCAAUCAAACAUGAAUUUGAGUUCGACACCGAAAAGAGUGCACCACAUAGGUUCAGAGCUUAUUGUUCAAGAAGGGAUGAAGAUAAGUGUCCAUGGAGGAUAUAUGCUUCUACAAUGGAAGAUGAGUGCACAGUAAUGGUGAGAAAGAACCCUUGUGGUCAUGAUUGCUCUAGUACAAAAAGAAAAAAGAAGUUGAAGAAUGCAAACAAGCGGUGGAUAUGUGAGCACGUGAAGGACUGGCUAAUUGAGGAUGCAACUCUAGGACCAAAGGCAUUGCUAAAGAGGCUGAAAGAGCAUCAUGGAAUCGACAUCAACUCUAAGAGAGUCUAUAUGGGUAAGUUGCUAGCCUUGAAGGAACUAUAUGGUGAUUGGGGUACAAGCUUUGAUAAUCUGUAUAGUUUCAAGGCACAAAUUGAAAGUUGCUGCCCCGGUAGCAUAGUGAUCAUUGAUCAUCACACAAUAAAAGAUAAAAUCAGAUUUAAAAGAAUUUUCGUUGCUUUGAAGCCUUGCAUCGAUGGGUUCCUUAAUGGCUGCAGGCCAUACUUGGCAGUAGAUAGCACCUUCUUGACAGGCAGGUUCAAGGGGCAGCUGGCUAGUGCUACCGCCGUUGAUGGCCAUAGUUGGAUGUAUCCAGUUUGUAUGGGUGUUUUUGAUUCUGAAACUAAUGAGAAUUGGAUCUGGUUCAUGCAAAUGGUUAAACAAGCCAUAGGAUCCCCGAGGGGUUUAACCAUAUGCACCGACGCUGGGCAACCAGUGAUGACAAGUGUAAAAGAAGUGUUCCCAGAGGCUGAACAUAGGGAAUGUAUGUUUCACUUGGUGUCCAACUUCAAGAAGAAGUUUCAUGGAAAGGUGUUUGAUGACCACCUUUGGGCUGCUGCUUACUCAUGGAACCCAUAUAUAUUUGAAAAAAAUUGGGCUGCAAUGGACCUAGCAAAGCCAACGGCAACUGCAUAUCUUAGGAGGUGGCACACUAGGUUGUGGUCUAGGAGUCAGUUCUCAACAAUUUCCAAGGUGGAUUAUGUUACAAACAACUUGGCUGAGUGCUUCAAUAAUUGGAUUAAGCAUCACAAGUCCUUGAACUUGGACGACUUCUUUGAUAAGGUUAGGCAGAUGAUUAUAAUCAUGUGGAACCGAAGGAGGAAAGUAGCAAGGAAGUUGGUUGGGUUGAUUCUUCCCCACAUAAUUAAGAAGUUGAAUGAAAAGACUAGAGAAUUAAACUUGGAGGUGGUAGAAAGCUCAGAAGAAGUCGCUGAAGUGACAGCAUUGGGAGGCAACGGCUUUAGGUUUGUGGUCAACUUGCUUGACAGGACAUGUUCUUGUAGACAAUGGCAAGUUUCUGGCCUUCCUUGCAAGCAUGGUCUAGCAUUUAUCACAUCUCUUAUCAAUGCACACAUACAGAAUUAUAUGGACUUGUAUUACUCCAUUGACAAAUUUAGAGCAGCCUAUGACCAACUAAUUCCUGCCAUGGUUGACAAGAACCAAUGGCCUAAAUCUGACCAUGGAUUCUUCAUGUUUCCACCGCUACUAAAAUCCACGGCGGGUAGGCAUAAAACUGAGAGGUAUAAAGGCUGCAGUGAGAAGAAAAGAAAAAGAGGCCAACACUUAUGCCCUAUUUGUAAGGACUAUGGGCAUCAUUGGCAUAAAUGCAAGAAGGGUAACCCAGAUGACAUUGCUGCUAUUUUAGCUGUGAGAGGACCACCAAAGAAGAGGGCAAAGACCACCAAAGCAUCAAUUGUGCCUUGCGAGGAUGAUGCUCCAGCAGCCUCUAUGUGCUUUCCGCCAAGCCAAAGCUUGGAACCUACAACUACGAAAAAGAGAAAACAUGAUAACUCAAUUACUGGAGCAUGAAAAAGCCAAAUGUUGGAGAAAACAACUAAGGAAAAAGGGAAAGGGAGUAAAUCUGGAUCCGGAGUAGCAAAAAGAUCAACAACUUAGCCCAUUUGUGUGGCCAACAAGAAAGCAUCUGUUGCUUUGAAAUUACAUGCCAAAAGAAAAAGCAAAGAGGUUGCUGAUAAGUUGCCACACCUUCCCAUGGUGCCACAUGACAGCCCUGCAAUGGGCACACAAAGCAAGAAAAUGAAUCCUUCCAGCCCUGCAAUGAGCACACGAAGCAAAAGGAGACUUAGCUUGUGAUUCUCAUUGGAUCCCUUUCUAUAUAAUGAUUCAUUUUGGAAACUUUUGAGCUGUCUAUGUAAUCUAUAUGUGAACCUGGGCUUUUGUACGUGCUAUAUGUGACCUUCAUGUGUUGUAUUUGACAUGAUGUGAACCUGGACUAUUAUAUGUGAACUCUAUGUGAACCUGAAUGUGUGUAGAGGACUAAAUAUGUGGACUGUUUGCGUAUA
Messenger RNA from Triticum dicoccoides, 2949 nucleotides. RefSeq lists its product as uncharacterized. The coding region runs from base 122 to 2455 and encodes 777 amino acids. The record is from RefSeq and is a predicted model, not a curated record. The transcript has 6 exons. Gene Ontology annotation, molecular function: zinc ion binding. Lineage: Eukaryota; Viridiplantae; Streptophyta; Magnoliopsida; Poales; Poaceae.